GCGACCGAGCUUGCGUCGCACACGCGUGACGUAGGAGGCAGGCGGACAAACAUGGCGGCCUGUGGCAGGAGGCCGGAGCACCGCGGGCCCCCCGAAAUGUUUUAUGAUGAAGCCGAAGCCCGGAAAUAUACACACAACUCUCGAAUGAUUGAGAUUCAGUCGCAGAUGUCCGAACGGGCUGUAGAAUUGUUGGGUCUCCCGGAGGACCGUCCGUGUUUCUUGCUGGAUGUCGGCUGUGGCUCUGGAUUGAGUGGCGAUUACAUCUCCGAGCAGGGGCACUGUUGGGUCGGCCUGGACAUCAGCUCUGCAAUGCUGGAUGUGGCUACGGAGAGGGAUGUGGAGGGAGACUUGAUCCUUGCAGAUAUGGGCCAGGGAAUCCCCUUCCGGCCUGGGACGUUUGACGGCUGUAUCAGCAUUUCCGCCGUGCAAUGGUUGUGCAACGCCGAUAAGAAGACCCACAGCCCUCCGAAGAGGCUGUAUUGGUUCUUCUCGACUCUCUAUACCGCUUUGGCUCGAGGAGCCCGUGCUGUACUGCAGAUGUACCCAGAAAACUCUCAGCAGCUGGAGCUGAUCACCACGCAAGCCAUGAAGGCGGGUUUCAGCGGAGGGAUGGUGGUGGACUACCCCAACAGCGCCAAAGCCAAGAAGUUCUUCCUCUGCCUCUUUGUUGGCACAACGGACACGCUCCCGAAGGGCCUCGGAACAGAGUGCAGUGAAGAAGCGGCGGCCCGGGCGAAGUUCACCAACGAAAGGACGCGGUUUAGAAACGCCAAAGGGAAGUCGGCAAAGAAGAGCCGGGACUGGGUCUUCGAGAAGAAAGAGCGGAGGCGCCGGCAGGGCAAGGAGGUGCGGGCAGACACAAAAUACACGGGCCGGAAGCGUCGGCCUCACUUCUGAAUCCCCUGCUCAGCCGACUGGACCGUUCGAGGGCUGUGGAGUGCUUGGUGCCAGGCUGCGAACCCCUAAGAAGUCGGGGUGGUGGUGGUGGAUGCCACCAGAGGACUUGCACACAGAGAACUCCCUCCAGGCGGGGUCCCCCCCCCAUCCAUCCCUGGCUGCCUCAGCCUCUCCUCUUCUACGGGUUCUUGCCACCUCUGGAUGAAAGAGACUGCGUGGGACCUGCCCGCCUGGCUGUGCCUGGGACCACCUCCCUGUUUACUUGCUGGAAGGCUCCUUGCCAACGCCCUCCGUCCCAGAUUUGGCCUUCCUUACCGCGCCGGCUCACCUAUUAAACGAGGCCUUGGAAAC
Elgaria multicarinata webbii is the source of this 1248-nucleotide messenger RNA. It is a transcript of the gene BUD23, whose product is annotated as BUD23 rRNA methyltransferase and ribosome maturation factor. The record is from RefSeq and is a predicted model, not a curated record. The coding region runs from base 52 to 897 and encodes 281 amino acids. Gene Ontology annotation, molecular function: rRNA (guanine) methyltransferase activity. Gene Ontology annotation, cellular component: nucleolus. Gene Ontology annotation, biological process: rRNA (guanine-N7)-methylation. Lineage: Eukaryota; Metazoa; Chordata; Lepidosauria; Squamata; Anguidae. The transcript has 12 exons.